Molecule: messenger RNA, 1440 nt
Organism: Rotaria socialis
Lineage: Eukaryota; Metazoa; Rotifera; Eurotatoria; Philodinida; Philodinidae
Source: the annotation of a GenBank genome assembly
AUGGUAUUUUCGUAUGAUUAUUCUGAAUUACCCCAAAUAGUUCUUGUCGAAAUUUUUUCUUAUUUAAAACACAACGAUCUUCUAACAGCUUCAUCAACAUGCUCAUCAUGGCGCAAUGUAUUAUAUCAUCCAAAAUUAUGGUCAUCUAUUCCAUAUCGAUGUCUUCGUUUAAAUCUCAUUGAUCGUCAUAAUGAUAUUCAAUCUUUUCGUUAUUUAACAAAUAAUUUUCUCAGUAUAACACGCUACAUAGAAAUACGUUUUGAUCCAACCGACAUUAACAUAAUAAAAAAUAUUUUACAGAUACUUGAUACACUUUCAUGUACAAAUAGGCAAAUUAAAAUUUUAAUAUUUCGUCCAACCAGUACACGUUGUGCAUUAGCAGAAAAUGAACAACCAUUUAUACCACUUUGUGAUAAGAUUUAUCAUCUACUCGAACAAAUUGUUGAAUCAAAUCAAGCUAUGGAAAUAAUUUCAUUUGGUUGUUGGUUCGAAAGUUUAUUUCGCAUCGAAGAAAUAGUUCACGUUUUAGCACAAAAGCAAUCUCAAUCUAUUCAGCAACUUCAUUUAGCGUCAAUUAAAAGUAGUGAAACACAUUCUAUAGCUGAUAUAUAUUUAUCAAGUCAGUCCUUUCUUCCAUUCUCUUCAUUAAAUACAUUAAGCAUUGAUGCCACAUACUUCACAAAUGAAUUAUUACACUGUUUAGUACAACAAUCAGCAUCGUUAAAACGAUUAAUUGUGCAUGUCUGCGAAUUUCGGUCGGAUACACAACCUAUCGAUGAAACUGUUUGGCAUUCGAUAGCUAGUAUUAUGCCAAAUUUAAGAGUCGCUGUACAUAUGUUAAAUGCACAUGAAACAUUUCGAAAAUAUUCCCGUGUACUUCGUCCGGGGAUGCCAUUGUCUCAUUUGAGAAUGUAUUUUUGUUCAUCACUUAAUGUUGAUUUAUUAUGUUAUUUAUCUGUUCAUUAUCGUUCAACAUUAGAAUGUCUCGAUGUUAUUGAUAGUGUCACAGAGCCAGCACUUCGUUAUCAUAAUUUAUUUCGUGCUGAACCAGAUCCACUUGUUUUAUUAGCUUGGCAAUGUAAAAAACUUACUUCACUUACAAUUUUGGGUUACGAAGUAUUAGAAGUUAAUUUACUUGCUAUUGCUAAACUACGCCCACAGCUACGUCGAUUAAAUGUCUGUGCUGACUGUGUCAUGACAUUACAGUAUGGACAUUUACAAAUGAAUCGUCAAUUCGUUGAGGACGAAGAUGGAAAUGAUGCUUUCAUACAAUAUGGAAUUUGUACAAAUAGUAUUCAAACAAUUAUAGGACAAGUCCUUGGCUGGCAAUGGCAUCCGUUAAGCAAACAUGAAAUCCCAAUAGGCGUAUAUGAAUAUACUGUUCCACUCGAACUGUCGUUCAUCGAACAGAUCCACAAUAUUUUUGAAUCAUCAAUGUAA